AAGGGGCGGUUCAAGAGACUGGGGAAGUCAGCAAUUUGUGGGUCCGACCUCUGGAGCUUUGAAAGAGAGGCGGAGGAACAAGCGGGAGUUCCCCGCCCCCGUUCCCCACGGUCCAAUCCCUUCGUCUUCUCUUUUUCUCAGCCGGCCGGCCCGGCCCCUAACCUGCUCGAACCUAUUAUGCGGUAGGGCGGCCCGGUCUCUUUAAGGCCCUGCCGCGCCUGCGCCUUGAGCCUUCCUGACGCGACCGGGCCGGACACGGGAGGAGGCGGUGGCGGGCACACUAGGGGUUGGGUGGUAGUUGAAACCGCGGCGGCGCGGGGGGAGUGGGUCAGGGUCUGAGGCGGCCCCGAGCUCCUGAGUGAGCGCGGCUCUCAAGAGGGGUCGCGGACGGCGGACGGCGGACGGCGGAGCCGGGAGAGAGGCCGAGGCGCUGAGACGCGGCGGCGCGGCUGCCGGCUGGAUGGGAAGUUAAUGUUUACGGCGGAGUCCACCCAACGUUUCCAAGGUGGCGACAGACAAGGUUGCAGAAAAGUUGAGUUCUACUCUCUCAUGGGUAAAGAACACAGUGUCACAUACAGUCAGUCAGAUGGCCAGUCAGGUGGCAAGUCCAUCUGCUUCAUUACACACUACAUCCUCAUCUACCACACUGUCAACGCCAGCCCUUUCACCAUCUUCCCCGUCACAGUUGAGUCCAGACGACUUAGAACUCCUGGCUAAACUGGAGGAACAAAAUAGAUUGUUAGAAACAGAUAGUAAAUCUUUAAGAUCUGUAAAUGGAUCAAGAAGAAACAGUGGCUCCUCCCUUGUAUCAAGUUCAUCAGCCUCCAGCAACCUCAGUCACCUUGAAGAAGACUCUUGGAUACUUUGGGGAAGAAUUGUUAAUGAAUGGGAAGAUGUGCACAGAAAGAAGGAAAAGCAAGUUAAGGAACUUGUUCGUAAAGGGAUACCCCAUCAUUUUAGAGCAAUAGUUUGGCAACUUUUGUGCAGUGCACAAAGUAUGCCAAUUAAGGAUCAGUAUUCAGAACUCCUGAAAAUGACCUCACCUUGUGAAAAAUUGAUCCGAAGGGACAUUGCUAGAACUUAUCCUGAACACAAUUUUUUUAAGGAAAAAGAUAGUCUUGGACAGGAGGUUUUGUUUAAUGUAAUGAAGGCAUAUUCUUUAGUGGAUCGUGAGGUUGGUUACUGUCAAGGAAGUGCUUUUAUAGUUGGAUUGUUGCUUAUGCAGAUGCCAGAAGAAGAAGCUUUCUGUGUAUUUGUUAAAUUAAUGCAAGAUUAUAGACUUCGUGAACUUUUUAAACCAAGUAUGGCAGAAUUAGGCCUUUGUAUGUACCAGUUUGAAUGCAUGAUACAGGAGCAUCUUCCAGAACUCUUUGUGCAUUUUCAGUCUCAGAGUUUUCACACCUCAAUGUAUGCAUCAUCUUGGUUUCUGACUAUCUUCCUUACGACUUUUCCACUACCAGUUGCAACAAGGAUAUUUGAUAUCUUUAUGUCUGAGGGUUUAGAAAUAGUGUUUCGGGUAGGAUUAGCGCUUCUUCAAAUGAAUCAGGCAGAACUGAUGCAACUCGACAUGGAAGGGAUGUUACAGCACUUUCAGAAGGUCAUUCCACAUCAGUUUGAUGGUGGUCCAGACAAAUUAAUCCAAGCAGCUUACCAAGUCAAGUAUAACUCAAAAAAAAUGAAAAAGCUUGAAAAGGAAUAUACUACAAUAAAAACUAAAGAAAUGGAAGAACAAGUUGAAAUUAAAAGGUUACGCACAGAAAAUAGACUAUUAAAACAGCGCAUUGAAACAUUAGAAAAAGAAAGUGCUUCCUUGGCAGAUAGAUUGAUACAGGGACAAGUGACAAGAGCCCAGGAGGCUGAGGAAAACUACCUCAUAAAACGGGAGUUGGCCAACAUCAAACAGCAGAGUGAUGAGGCCAGUGCUAAACUGGAGCAAGCUGAAAAUACCAUCAGGAAGCUCCAGCACCAACAGCAAUGGCAUAAAUGCAGUUCCAACUACAAUGAAGAUUUUGUGCUACAGCUAGAGAAGGAAUUGGUCCAAGCCCGACUGAGUGAAGCUGAGUCUCAGUGUGCACUAAAGGAAAUGCAGGAUAAAGUUCUGGAUAUAGAAAAGAGAAACAACUCCUUUCCUGAUGAGAAUAACAUUGCAAGGCUUCAGGAGGAACUCAUUGCUGUGAAACUGAGAGAGGCAGAAGCUAUUAUGGGUUUAAAAGAACUUAGACAACAAGUCAAGGAUUUAGAGGAACACUGGCAGCGCCACUUAGCUCGUACUACUGGGAGAUGGAAAGACCCACCUAAGAAAAAUGCUGUGAAUGAGUUACAAGAUGAACUGAUGACCAUUCGACUUAGAGAAGCUGAAACACAGGCAGAAAUAAGAGAAAUAAAACAAAGGAUGAUGGAAAUGGAAACACAGAACCAGAUCAAUAGUAAUCAUCUUCGAAGAGCAGAACAAGAGGUGAUCAAUCUACAGGAGAAGGUGCAGUAUCUUUCUGCACAGAACAAAGGACUACUUACCCAAUUAAGUGAAGCAAAGCGCAAACAAGCAGAGAUUGAAUGCAAGAACAAGGAAGAAGUGAUGGCUGUGAGACUCCGGGAAGCAGAUAGCAUAGCUGCUGUGGCUGAACUACAGCAGCACAUUGCUGAGCUUGAAAUCCAGAAAGAAGAAGGAAAGCUUCAAGGACAGCUUAACAAGUCUGAUUCUAACCAGUACAUUAGGGAACUGAAAGAUCAGAUAGCAGAGCUGAAUCAUGAGCUCAGUUGCCUAAAAGGCCAGAGGGGCUUCUCCAGCCAACCCCGUUUUGAUGGAAUCCACAUCGUCAACCAUUUAAUAGGAGAUGAUGAAUCAUUCCAUUCCUCUGAUGAAGAGUUCGUAGGUAAUUCCUUACAGGAAAGUGGCAUUGGUUUUCCUUUGCACAGAAAAUCUGGCCUGAUGUCUUUGGACCCCACUGUGGCAGAUGGUAGUGAAAGCGAAGCAGAAGACAGCGCACUGAAGACCAGAGAGAGCAGUGAAGUGGCUCAAAAGGAGCGGCCCCCGAGAAGCGGGUCGUACUCAACCACUGUCUGACCAUCACUGUGACCUAGACUGUGGAUUUUUUUAAGGGAUCAGUUAUCAUGACUGAGGGUUUUUGGAACAUAUCUGUUUCAUAUGUAUAUAUAUAAAUAUAUAUAUUUUACAAUCUUAACUGCCUUUUUAUCUUUGCCAAAUCUUCACCACUGACUUACCAUUGCUAUAAAGUAGAGUGGAAUACGGUUAAUGGGAAAAAUAAGGUUCUAGCAGUAUUACUAAAUAUUAAUGUUUCUUGUUUAGAAAAUGCAAUUAUAUCUAUAUGUGGGAGCCAUUUUGAAGUUCAGAACUGUGGAAAAUUGAAUUUUCUUCAGACAAAACUGUUCUUGUGCAAUAUUUUAUGCUCAGUGAACAAAUUGUAUAUUUAUGUUUAUCAGUUUGUUUUCAGGGUGGCUGUCUACACACAUUUGACCAAGACAUACAUCUGAUUUAUCUUGGUUUUUUUGUGUUUGGGGAAUUUUUUUUUUCAACUAAAAUUACUGCUUUAUUAGUGGGUCAUUGAAAAUUCCCAAAAGCAAGGCCUUUUUUUCACAUAAUUUUAUAAACACAAAUUAAUGCUUAUCUGUCUUGAGAAUUCUAAAUUUUGUUUUUAAUUUCAGAUUUUUAUGUGCACAUGAUGCUUCCGUGUGUUGCCUACCAGUCAGAGUAGUAAGUUAACUACAAAUAUAUUGGGUUUUUGUACAUAUUUAUAAAUCUGCACCACACAACAUUGAACAUUUUAUGUGGAGAAUGUAUCUGUUGCAAGAUGACUGCCUUCAGCAUUAUAAAAGGACCUCUGUAAAUAAUAGGUUAAAAGAAAAUUGAAAAUAAAACCAAACACUAAUAUUUUAAUAGCUUUAGAAUUUUGCUUAGCAUUCAACACUAGCAGAUUCAUAACUGAUGCUUGUUCAAAGACACUGUUGGUGAAAUCUUUUAGUUCAUAUGUAUGUAACAAAUUUUUCAUGAUUAGAGAGGUAAUAGCACAUAUUACUUAGCUAAUAUUCUACUUAAUAUAAUUUAAUCAAUGGACUGAGGUCCACAAUAUACAGCAAUUAUAUCUGCAAAUAAUCUAUGAACAUUAUCUUCAGAUUCUCUAGUUACUAAUCUAUAGAUAAAGCAAGCCAUAAGAAUCCUUUCCUACCAAUUCUUUAUCAUCUAGACAUUUUUUCCCUAGAAAACUGAAUGCCUGUCAUUGGUAAAUUAGAGGAAACACCCAAACUACACUUAUACUAUGGAAAGACUACAAAAAUGUGUUGACUGGAUGCUUUCUACUCUCAUUUUCAUCAGCAGCCUAUGGAAAAAAAAAAUAACCUUCAAGAAUAAGAGGAAGGUAGAAUUCGGUAAAUAUGGAGGUACAAUUUUGCACAAUAUGUUGCAUGCAGAGAAAAAAAAUUACAUGACACGAUGGAACAGAAGAGACAAAAAUAGUUUUCUGUCUAAAACAAGGAGUUAAGCCUUACGGUGCAUCGUAGUCAAGGGUUUCCCAGCAAACCCUUUAUAGCCAUUUUGCUUGAGAAACAAGAUUGAAAACAUGCCUAUUGUCUCCAUAGCUCCAGGCUAAAUUCUAGUGGUUAAGUAAUUUACCUGUGGUCACAAGUUAGUAAGUAAUCAGAGCCAAGAUUUUAAUCCAAAUCGCUCUGACACCAAAGCAUUUGAAAAGGCUCAGCUAAUUUCUCAAUUCCCUGCUUUUCUGACAGUUAAUGUGAUUUAAAUGUUUGAUUUAAAUUGUUUCCUGAAUAUAUUAUAUAGAUAUAUAUCUUUAUGUAUAGAUACGCAAGUAUCAACACUCAUAAGCUUUACGCAGCUUAUGAACAUAGAUACUACUCCUAGAAUUGUCUGACUGGUGCCUUUGGGAUUCUCUUUUGGGGUUCCUUGCUGUCAGUCUAGAGGCUGUUGAUGCCCAAGUGAAAUGAGAUGAUUCAUGGCCACAUGAUUGCUUUGACCCCCCACAUCAAGAAAUCCGAAUGAUCCAGCCCAUGAGCCAGUUCCAGCCAACAUCCUGUUUUCACAUGACCCACAAGCUAAGAAUGAUUUUUACAUUUUUAAAGAGUUGAGGAAAAAAUCAAAAGAAUAAUAUUUUGUGUCACAUGAAAAUCAUAUGACCUUCAAAUUUCAGUGUCAGUAAAGUUUUAUUGGCACAUACCCAUGCUUAUUCAUUUGCAUGUUGUCUGUGGCUGCUUUUGUGCCACAGUAGCAAAGUUGAGUAGCUUAAAAUGUCUAUUAUCUGUCCCUUUAGAGAAAGUUUGCUGACCUUAAUUUAGAUGCUCUAAAAUGUAGGUUUACCUCUUCAGUUUGUCUCAAGUAGAAGACUGAACCAUUUGCUUUUGCUGUUGAGCUAAUGGUUUGGAAACCUAAAAUUUCCUGGUGGAUCCUAUACUUAGAACUAUUCAACAUGGAGAAUGUGCCAGCUAUUUUAGAUUACAGAGUCUUUGAGGCCAUAGACAAAUUUGGAAGGGUAUCUGUGCCUUUGGAAAUGGAGAAAGAAAGGAAAGAAUACCAGAAUCCUAGCACUGUUCUUUAAAGCAUGCAUCAUUGAUUGGCCUUUAGGGUGUGCUUCACUGAGUCAGUGUUAUAAUUUGACUUUAAAAGUAAGAACAUCUUUCUAGAACCAUGUUUCAAUUCUAAACUUUGAAAGAUAUUCUUAAAGAAUUUCCUAAGUACUGUUUCUGGUUAGGAAUUAGUUGUUAAAAGAAUCAUGGUAAGUAAACCUUACUCUGUUGAGACUCUUGUAAUUGGGAUAAUGAAAAACUAGAAAUGACAAUCUUCUCAUUCAAGAUAUUUGAUUCAAAUACUCCUUAGAAAGUUUUAAAAUCUUCCUGGCCUUUAGGAUGUAAUAGAAUAACUUACUCCCUUGGGAUAGUUACUUUCUGGUGUCAUUGCCAUCCUGGGUUGAAAUGCUGAGAGAGACUACAAGUCACCUGAAUAAAAUGGAAAUUGCAUUGAGGUGAUGAAACAGAGACCUUAAAGAUCAAGAAAAUAUUUCAACAGCGUUUUAAAAAAUUAGUGGUAAAUUUUUCUUCCUGGAAAAAUAAGUCAAAGGUGUAACUUUACACAAUUUCUACCCUUUUUAUUGAUAGAUAUUAAGCGUUCAAUGUUUGAUGACUAAUUGAGACACCAAGUCCUAACUAACUGGUUGGCUAUUUGGGGAAGGAAAAAACAACUUUUUCUUAGCUCUGGAAUGUAAUGCAGCUUGUUACUCUCCAGAUAGUGCCUUUGAUUGAAAACAAGGUCUAGACCUUUUUAAGUAUUUUAUUUCUGACAUCAUAAGAAAUGAUUUGGUUCCUCAUGCUUCUUUAUCUUUACAUAGUGCACUAUAAUUUUCAGAUUUAAAGUAAAAUGAGUGUAUGAAUUGUGUUUUAGUAAAGCCCUUUUAUGACCGGCUUGAUUUUUGUGUAAGUACCAGGUGUCAACAGCUAACAUUUCAUGAAAUCAGUGAUUUACUUUGUUAAAACAAUGAGCUUUAGCCUGAAAAUUAUUGCUGCUCUGUCGUUAAUGAAACAGUAAGUUUUUAAAAUUAAUUAAUUUUAAUUUAAUUCAUUCUACUGAAAUUAAAUUUUCUGAUUAAAAAUGGAGUGAAUGCUAUUUAUAAUCCAAGUUUUUACAUCACAUCCAUUGAUCUACCUACCCCUUCUUUUCACUCCAAAGAGAGGAUAGAAUAAUGCAUUACAUAUACUAUAGAGAUGCAAAACUAUAAUGUAUUUCAUUUUACUGUUGGAAUUUCUUAUUGUAACAUUGUAUGAUAACCUGAAAUGUUUACUUGUGCCUUUGCUUUAAACAAUUAAAGUUUUCCAUUU
This is a messenger RNA of Balaenoptera musculus (blue whale), 6837 nucleotides long. RefSeq names its product ecotropic viral integration site 5 (gene EVI5). The record is from RefSeq and is a predicted model, not a curated record. Lineage: Eukaryota; Metazoa; Chordata; Mammalia; Artiodactyla; Balaenopteridae. The transcript has 20 exons. The coding region runs from base 587 to 3064 and encodes 825 amino acids.